Molecule: messenger RNA, 633 nt
Organism: Daldinia childiae
Lineage: Eukaryota; Fungi; Ascomycota; Sordariomycetes; Xylariales; Hypoxylaceae
Exons: 4
Coding region: 1-633 (210 amino acids)
Source: RefSeq, a predicted model, not a curated record
AUGUCUUCCAAAACAAGGCAAAUUGGAAUAUCAGGGCAUUCCUCUACCUCGUCUAAUGACAGCGAUGUAGAACCCGACAGCAUCGCUUCAAUUAGUGCGACGCUAGCGGAUAUCCAAGAUCGGAUGCACCGUUACCAUCGCAGGAGCCGUCGUGUCCGGUUUUCCGAUGGCGAUGGGAUAGAAACCAUCGAGGUCCUCGUAAAGUUUAUCAUCGCCACUCAGAAGUGUACAGAGGCCCACUGCGAACAGCUGGAGAACAUUCGCUCCUAUAUCCAGGACAAGAAUCUCGAUAUCGUCAGUGAUCAUAUGGGGGCUAUAAAUAAGCACAUUGCCGCUAUGAAAGUGCAGAUGGAAGAGUCGGUGCGAGUUGCGUCACUGUUUCAAGUGAGCCUUGAACUCCUACAGAAUGACCACGUCCAACGUGUACAGGCCAACCAGAGGAAUGCCAACAACGCCUUGCCAAGAACGCAGAGCGAAGAGGAGCCCCGCGAAGAGCCUCGGGAAGAGCCUCGAGGUGGACCAACAAAAACGGUGGAAUAUAAGGAAUAUUUCAUGAGAUUUCUUCGCAUUGUUGCGCUCAUAUUUCUGGCUUACCUAGGCUACCGCGACGUAAUAUUUUAUGAGGAGGAAUAA